AUGUGGGGUCUUUCUGGGAUCAUCUCGGGCCGUUUGGUGGAGAGGAGGAAGUUCCAGUUUGUAUUCCCGUCUGAGGAGUUGUUGCAGUCGGUUCUCAAUCGGGGUCCCUGGGCGUUCAAUGAUCGUAUGGUGGUUAUUAAGCGGUGGAUGCCUGAAAUGGAUGAUAAUGAUCUGAUGCAGAUUCCGUUUUGGGUCCAGAUAAGGGGCAUACCUAUGGAGUAUCUCACUGAGGGUGUCAUCAGAAACAUUGGUGAUAUCAUGGGCGAGGCCAUGCUGGUUGAUUUUAACCCAGAGGCUAAUGCAGCGGUUGAAUACGUUAGGGUUCAACUGAAUUGGAAUCUUGCUCAGCCAUUACGUUUCCAGAAGAAUUUCCAGUUCUCUCUUGGCGUGAAUACGCUUUUAAAGUUCCGGUAUGAAAGGUUAAGGGGCUUCUGUGAAACGUGUGGAAUGAUAACUCAUGAUUCAGGGGAGUGUAUUCCGCAUGGUGAGGAUCUUCAAAAUGAUAGUGAGCCAGAUGAUGAGGACAAUGAAGGUGGAGGUAUGGAUGAUGGUGAGGCUGAACCGGUACUGGAUGGCAACGUUAACAUGGAACAUGCUGCCAAUGUGGCAGAUCAGGCUCCGCCGGGGGGGUCUCCUCAACAAGAUGGUGUGGCACUGGAGGAAUACUCUGGGAGAAACGAUCCUACGGUAGAGCGUAGGGGAAGAAGGAAUAAGUUUAGUGGUAAUUUGCUGUUGGAAGGUGAGAUGGUAACGGGCGAGUAUGAUGAGGAUCUCAUUGACGAUAGUGAUCAAGGGGCAGUUGAUGGGGAAGAAAAAUGGAGGGGUGAUAGAAGUCUUUCUCAGUAUGGAACUACCGUCGAGACUGGUGAAACUAGCAGGCCACAGGUGGGAAAACGUAAGAGAUCAAAGGCACUAGUAUACAAUCGUAAGCAUGGAGUCUUAACUGCCUGUGGGAGCAAGAAAAUGCGGGCUGGUGUGGUGAUUGUUGACAAGUUUGAUGUGGAGGAUUAUGGUGCUAACUCUGCGGCUGAUGCUCUCAACAAGAUUCAGAGGGACUAUGGUGAAGAAUCAGAUCAGGAGUUGGUUCCAUCUAUUGACAGAGGCGCGGUGGGCCCGGUUCCACCAAAGGUCCCAUGA
Brassica rapa (field mustard) is the source of this 1137-nucleotide messenger RNA. RefSeq lists its product as uncharacterized. Lineage: Eukaryota; Viridiplantae; Streptophyta; Magnoliopsida; Brassicales; Brassicaceae. The record is from RefSeq and is a predicted model, not a curated record.